CCUCCCACCAUUUCACCUUCUUAAAAUCACAGAGCAAAAGCAUCGAAUCUUCCCGUGAUGGAGAGAGAAAGUCUCUCUCUCUCUCCCCUCCCCCUCAACAGUGAUGCGGCUUCUUAGAAAGAGAGAGAGAGAAGCUCUGGCAACAUUCCCUGAACACGAGUUUUUAAAGAGAGAAAGCACACAACAAUUCUCUGUGUUUAGAGAGAGAAAGCAGGUCGUUCACCAGAGUUCAACGGCUUUUUAGAGGGAGAUAAUGAGAUAGAGGAGCCUGGCAACAUUCCCAAAAUAGAGAUACAGACACGAGUUUCUCGAGAGGGAGCAAAUAGCUAUUCCAUCAUAGAGAGAUACAGUGGCUAGAGAGAGAGAGAGAGCAACAUUCUGAAAAAAAGUGAGAGAGAGAUCACCACCUGGUGGAGAGGGAAGAGAGAACAGAGAUGGUGUUUAUGGAGUGAAAUUUUAAUACACUUGUUAGAGAGUGAAAAACGAGUGAGGAGAGAGAAAGUCAAUUUGUUAGAGAGAGAAGGUCGUAGGGUUGUUUAGAGAGAGAGAGAGAGAGGAAUGUUUCUUUAUUUCCCCCAUAAACGUUCUCGAGAUCCCCUGCAGUGUACGCCUUAUAUCAGAAGCUUCUAAGGUUCAAAAGAAGAGAAAGCUUUGAGUCCCAGUAAAAGCAAGCUUUGUGGCCUGCAAAAGGAGGAGCCGAGAGCCAGAGAAAGCGAAGGCUAAAAAAGUCUAGAGAGUGAGAGAGAGAAAAAAAGCUUUUUUCUCUGAUCAGUAAGUGAGGUCACAGUAACGAGAAGAAGAUCGAAUUUUUGCAAAUCCAACCAUUUGUUAUAACCAGCAAAUCAAUGGCGACCAUUAAGUACUCCGAGCACAAGGUCACUUGCCGAAAAACAUUUUCCGGUCACUGUUUCCCAAUAAAAAACAGAGAUCCCGGCAGACUCUCCACCGAGAAGCUUAAAGUCGUUAGAGUCGUCUUCACCGAUACGGACGCAACGGAUUCCUCGAGUGACGAGGACGAAGACCACCUGCUCUCUUUUCGGAGGACACGUGUCAAGCGCCACGUCCACGAGAUCACCAUCCAACGGUCCCCGAUUGACCGACUUGAAACCGCCUUGAAUCGGCACGAAUCCAACCACGAAACCGCAGUGCGGCCUGAAGACAGCCAGAAAACCGCCUUAGACGGAGAAACUCUACCGCAAAAUAGAGGGACUGGACGAGAAAACCGACGGAAAACCGCCGCCGGGCGAGAAGCUGGAUGGCCACACAUGCGGAAAACCGCAUUAGGGAGAGAAAAUGGGAGGAAAACCGGCGAAGUUGGGCGGAGAACCGCUUUUAGGGGAGUGAGGAGGCGGCAAUGGGGAAGAUGGGCGGCGGAGAUUCGAGAUCCCUUCCGUCGUGUACGCGUGUGGCUCGGCACGUACGACACGGCGGAGGAAGCGGCCGCCGUUUAUGACGCUGCGGCCGUUAGACUUAAUGGGCAUAAGGCGGUCACAAACUUCUGCAAGCGGACGGAAAACCAGAACAAGCCAGUUUCUGUUAAACUCCAGGGGAGCCCCAACCGCUUUCCGUUGGAUAAUGGCGGUUUUCGGUCUGUAUCCUCGCCCACUUCCGUCCUAUUGAACGGCGAGUACCUCACGCCGCCCCGGCAGUGGGGGGGAGAAGGCAUGGAGUGUCUGGGUUUGGGUGACGGCGUUAUCGACCCCUUCGGCAUAGGGGCCCUGGCCUUGGACGGCGUUAGUAACGCCGUCAGUUUUGGCGGGAACGGGAGCGAAUUCGCCGAUGAUUUUGGCGAACUCGGAUGGGAUGAUUUUUUUGUCGAUAUCGGCGAGUUUUAGCACGUUGACCCCCUUACGGGUUUUUUUUCUGUCACGUUUUAAUAUUUUCCCGACUUUUUCCGAUUUAUUUCCGAUUUAUUGUUUUUUUUUCCAUUUUUGUCGUUUUCUGUCGGCGCCGCCUCAGGAGUGGGGUAGGGCUUUACCCAAUUUUUUAUCCAACGCUGCUUGCCUUUUUCUCUCUUUUUUUGUAAUUUAUCCUUAAAAAAAUGACUCAAGAAAGAGGGGCAAUCUUGAUAUACAAAUAGAGAGAGAAAAAAAAGAGAGA
Molecule: messenger RNA, 2100 nt
Organism: Amborella trichopoda
Lineage: Eukaryota; Viridiplantae; Streptophyta; Magnoliopsida; Amborellales; Amborellaceae
Product: pathogenesis-related genes transcriptional activator PTI6
Biological process (GO): regulation of DNA-templated transcription
Molecular function (GO): DNA-binding transcription factor activity; DNA binding
Source: RefSeq, a predicted model, not a curated record